Messenger RNA from Toxorhynchites rutilus septentrionalis, 3243 nucleotides. RefSeq names its product gamma-glutamylcyclotransferase-like. NCBI's taxonomy places the organism in Eukaryota, Metazoa, Arthropoda, Insecta, Diptera, Culicidae. The transcript has 3 exons. Gene Ontology annotation, molecular function: gamma-glutamylcyclotransferase activity. The record is from RefSeq and is a predicted model, not a curated record. The coding region runs from base 204 to 746 and encodes 180 amino acids.
CACUUGUGCGUUAUCACGAUUAUAUAGCAGAUUUGAUAUGAAGUUUUGUUUACCCCCAUCAUUUAUUAUAAGUUUUAAAGAUUCAUCUUACUUUAUCGUACUAUCUGUUUUUUUCUAGCGUUUUCGUUCAUAGUAUUCUAUGAACCAAGUAGUUAAAUUCAAAUAUAUUUACUAGAAUCUCGUAGGAAUUUUACCUUCAAAAAAUGGCUUCAACGAAAUCAUUCAACUAUUUUGCUUUUGGGAGCAAUCUUUUAUCAAAACGAAUUCAUAUGGAGAGCCCUACUGCAGUUAGAAAAGGAUUCGGGUAUAUUGAGAACUACAGUUUAGACUUUUUUCAUUUCGCUGCUCGAUGGCGAGGAGCCCCAGCGACGAUUGUGGAAAAUGAAGGAUACAAAGUAUGGGGAGCCAUCUGGGAGAUAGAAUCUAUCAAUUUGACAGGUUUGGAUAGACAGGAAGGAGUCCACAAUCAGGUUUACAAACCAUUGACGCUGCCCGUCUAUACCAGCGAAGGGGGAACCUUGGAAUGCCGAGUAUAUCAAUUGGUAAAAAAUCCACCGAAAGCCGAUUUUACCGAACCAGAUCGACCAUUCGAACGGCAGCCUUCAAAAACCUACUUGGAUGUUAUUCUGCGUGGAGCAAAGGAAACUGGUUUACCGGUUGAUUAUACAGAUUUUCUAAGUACAAUUAAACACAACGGACAUACCGGGGACCCAAAAUUCGAAAUAGAUUUAGCAGUGCAAGAUUAGUAAAAUUUAUAAAAUUAAACAAAUGAAAAUAGCACAGACAAUUUCUCAAUGAAUUUAGUAUUCAUAUUAUUGAUUCCUUCCGCAAUAAAAGAAUUCGCUUUGUACUAAGUUUGAACAAACAAUAUUUUUAUAUAUUUUUUAUACAACGGACUCCCCACGUUUUUAAUCUAUUGUCGAGUGAACUAUGGAAUUUCGGACGAAUGGAGCUAACAUUCCCAAUCUCUAAAUACUCUCAUUACAUUCUUAACCGUAUAUUGUAUGAUAAUUACUGACUACCACGUAAAAUAUUUGCGCGUGAUGGAAAUGGAAUAGAUACUACGGGAAACUUUAUACAGCGCCAAAUCAAAUUUUGAUAUGAAAUAAACGAUAUAUUCAGAUUACAAGUUUGUUGAUGAUGUAUGGCGUAAAAUUAGUUCAAAGUUAAAAGCGUGUCUCUUGUAAAUAUUAACAAUAUUACGAAAAAUAAUAAACAACGUCCAAUAAAUGUUUGCAUUGGAGCUGCCUUCUAAAGCAUAACGAUACUAAUUGGCUUAACAGAUUGCUAAACUGAGUUUCUUAGUGGAAAAAUCGUAAAUACAAUAUUAUUUUCUGUACACUUCCCAUUUUCAUGUUAUGAGAAUAUUCUAUCCCUUAUGAUCAAUUGUCUUUCACAUUUCAUUGUAGUGAAUAGCUGACCUAAAUUAUAGCAUUUAAAACGAUACGAAAUUUAAUUUCGGCAUUAUAUUUAUUAUUUUUGUCGAGAUCACUGAAGUCAAGGUAGUUCAAUCAUGCCUUGUUUCCAAGUGCUUGCAAAUGGAAUCUUUAGAAUCUUCAGUUUAGUGUUCGGUAAAGAUCGAUCGAGAAUAUUGUUGACCAUAGUAAUUGGAACAAUUUCAACCUGGGCCGGUGUAUCCGAAGGAUUUGCACUAGUCGCUAACGGAAUUUCGUCCACUCCUGGUACGGGUUUCAGUAUCGGUAUACUUUCACCAGGACUCUUUUUCUCGUCGCGAUUCUUCGUAUCACACUGGUCGAUGUAGAGUUCGGUCACACGCAAUAAUUCCAUGGUCACCGUCCAAAGGAAAGUGUCAAGAGUUUCCCGAAGCCUUGCUACACCACUAAGCACCAUAUGAUUCGUUGCUGCAGAUUGUGACACAUAUGUUGGAAUAAGUAAUAACUUCCGGAUAUUACUACAUUGGUCUAUGUGUUUAUCGAAACCAACUUUUACGUCACAGUUUAUCAACUCCAACUGACUGAGGACUGGUAGUUUUGCAACGCUAUCGAGUACCGCAAACAUGUUGAAAUUUUCCUGUCCUUUUUCCAACCGUAAUCGCUGCAGUUUAGUAAAAUUGAGGAGAAUAUUUGCGAAAUUUUUACCUAAUUCUGUGCAUUCCCCUAACUCGAGAGAUUCUAGGUUCACAAGGUUUCCUAGAGCCUCGGUUGAAGUAGAGCCUAAUUUUAGAAUUGACGUUAAAGAGAGAUGACGCAAACUGCUCAUAUACGCGAGCUGUGAAAGGUCGUUCUCCAGCGAGACUGCUGUUGUAGAUUUUAUUCUUAGCUCUUGUAAACUUUUUCCGUGCUCGAAAUUAGAGAAAUCCAGAGGAUCGUUUUUGAUCGCCAAAGCAUUGAUUACUUUCAGCCCUGGGUUCGAUUUCAUUAAGUUACCGACCACUGUAGAAGAGCAACGACAAAGAUCAAUUCUCUCGAGAUUUUCCACUGAACAAAUAUUAUCUGUGAAAUCUUGCCACAUCUGAUCGCUAUUUCCGGAAAUCAGCAUUUUUCUCAAAUCUAGAUGUUUAGUGCCAUUUUUCCGUAAUGUGUCCGCAAGUCCAGCCCAAUCAUUAACGUGCGAGUUCUUCAUGCGAACUGUUUUCCAGAACCUGGGAUGGUUUGCCACUUGGUUCCACAUUCUACAUACACAGCUAGCGCGUAAGAGCUCCUGAGGAAAGAAAAGUAAUGUUCUGAAAGGAAUCGAAGCAAACAAGCGCAGUUGAACUUUGAACCGCUUGCUUACCUGUACUUUGAGGUACUGGAAAGUUUGUUGAAGCACGUCGUAACCAAUCGACACAUUGGAGAAAAAGUUCGAUGCGAACAUCCGGUUUUGCUCCACUCCCGCGGCUCGUGAUGAUACCUUCAUCGUGGUAUCAUUUCGAAUAGCCGCCAAGUCUGCGGCAAUGAAAUUGCGACUGUUGUUCUGAGCGAUAAUAGGUUUCACACUGCCAGCAGGCUUUUUCGUCUCAUCCGGUCUGAAAAACAAAUCGAGCAUACAAGAUGUAUAAGUGAUAAUAACGAGAGAUUUCACGUGUUACGUGCAAAUGUUGUGAUAGAUGAAAAGGAUAGGGAGGAAAUACGUUUUUGAACAACAGUUUUGGGAUCUGUGGAUCGGGGAGUGUGUCUUGAGCAACCCUGAAAUUAAAAGAAAAACAUCACGCGUUCGGGACUUUUUGUGAUUGUCGCGGUCCAAUGGUGGGCGGAAACUGAAGAGAAACUAAUAAACGAGGAAAACAUUCCUUUUUUUCAA